Messenger RNA from Clupea harengus (Atlantic herring), 3139 nucleotides. RefSeq names its product MYD88 innate immune signal transduction adaptor (gene myd88). Gene Ontology annotation, biological process: toll-like receptor 4 signaling pathway; innate immune response; positive regulation of canonical NF-kappaB signal transduction. Gene Ontology annotation, cellular component: plasma membrane. Gene Ontology annotation, molecular function: TIR domain binding; Toll-like receptor binding. NCBI's taxonomy places the organism in Eukaryota, Metazoa, Chordata, Actinopteri, Clupeiformes, Clupeidae. The record is from RefSeq and is a predicted model, not a curated record.
UUGGGGCCAUUUCCUCAUUCUUUACACGGACAUUGAACAUUUCUGACUGUACACUAAAGUGUGCUAGGAAGGGACUAUGAAUAGUAUAGUUGUUUUAAAGUUAUAGAACUGCGUUUUCCCUCAGUGGAGAUUUUGUAAUGUUUUCUCUUGGAUUUUAAUCGUUACAGGCUACAACAUGGCAUAUUGUAGUGAGACCAGCGUUGACUUCUACAAAAUACCCUUAGUUGCCUUAAAUCACAGUGUGAGAAAAAAGCUUGGACUUUACUUAAAUCCGCCCAGCACUGUCGCGGCAGACUGGACUUCAAUCGCAGAGAUGAUGGGCUUUUCGUACCUCGAGAUUAAAAAUUAUGAAACCUGCCACAAUCCUACUCUCAAGAUUUUAGACGACUGGCAGGCGCGCUGCUCAGACGCAAAUGUUGGAAAGUUACUGUCGCUAAUCGAGACUGCCGACAGAAGCGACAUAAUCUGUGAUAUCAAACCACUAAUAGAGGAGGACUGCAUCAAGCAUCUGAAGAAGCUACAGGACCCCCCAGUUCAGGUCCCAGAGAUUCACAGCUCUAUCAAAACUCCAGAACCUUAUGCCAUGACCAUGCGAGACGAUCCGAGGGGUGAAUCUCCUGAGAUGUUUGAUGCCUUCAUCUGCUACUGCCAGAACGAUUUUGACUUUGUCUUCGAGAUGAUCAGGCAGCUGGAAGAGACGGACCACAAGCUGAAGCUGUGUGUGUUUGACAGGGACGUUCUGCCUGGAACAUGUGUGUGGACCAUCACCAGUGAGCUCAUCGAGAGGAGAUGUAGGAGGAUGGUGGUUGUGAUUUCCGAUGACUACCUGGACAGCGAGGCAUGUGAUUUCCAGACCAAGUUCGCUCUCAGCAUUUCCCCAGGUGCUCGCAAUAAAAUGCUUAUUCCUGUGAUCUUCAAGCCAAUGAAAAGGCCCUUUCCAAGCAUUCUACGUUUCCUGACAGUCUGUGACUACAACAGGCCCUGCACACAGACUUGGUUCUGGAAACGGCUGGCUAAGGCCCUGUCCAUGCCCUGAUGCCGUGGGAUGGGUUGUGUCACCAUGGGAGGUCACCAUGGGGACACUGUGGUAGUAUGUCUCCAUUGUUGUUGUAAGGUGGGGAGGUCCCUGGUUAGGUUUCCGAGUAGUUGAUGGAACUUACCUGUUAGACUCUGGAGUUUCCAGGUUUAACGGCUGCAUACACCAGCUCUUUUUGCAUUUGCAUUAAUGUACAGCUUUUUGUUUGUUUGUUUUUUAAAGAAAUGUUAUGGUGUUCUCCGGAAUUCAUAUUUUAAUUUUUUUUAGUAUAGCAUAUACUGUGCAUACAGUAUAUUGUGUCACAAUGUUCACAUAGCUCAACCUUAUUUCAAAGAUAUGCUUUUUCCUUUGCAUUUCUUUGUCCUGCCUUAGACAGUUCACAUAAAAAAAGAGUAAUUCACUAUAAUAGAUGUGGGUGCUUUUAUGUUAAGCAAGGUUUUGUACUUUGGGAAUUGGGUUUCAGUGUUGUUUGCAUGUAGUCAAGCAGUGCUUGUUUACAGAGAGCUUUGCAUCAGUAUUGCAUUUUAAAAGCAUGCAAAGCAUUUCUAAGUAAAUAUUUUAUUGUUCACACAUUUAUGGAAACAUUGAUUAUGUUGUUUGUCAAGCAUAUGUUUCUGAGGAAUGUCAAAGGAGGUUAUGAAUGUAUGUCAUGUUUUAGUGAGCCUUUAAAAAAACUGUGACGGUUCUGUGAAUGUGUUAUAAUGGAUCAAUUUAUGUAAAAGAAACUUUAAUAUAUUUGUAUUCUGUCUAUAUAGUCGUUAUGAGUCCAAGAUGAUUGAAUAUAAAUCUCUAAAACACCUCCCCUGUACUGUUUUUCUCUAGUGUAUCACUCCUAGAUGUAUAUCCAAUUAAACCUUGUAUGUGCACUUAUAGCAUAUCAGUAUAGCAUCUAGGGUCAAAUUUCAAAUUUCACUGAAACCACUUAAUUAGAUUAGUUUUUCAAUGUGUGUGAUAAGAGGACAAUGAAAAGACAACAUUUCAUGAUGGACUGAUUUGUUUCUUAUUAAUGUUUGUGUGUGUGUCUGUGUAGAGGGUGAGAGUAAGAAACUUCUCUCAGUAUGACGACUUGGUACCAUUAAAAAAUGGAAAUGAAAACGUGGCUGUUCACAGCCUGUUCCUGUAAGAACUAGUGUUGUGUAGUCAUGCUGCUGACCUACUUCCUGUGUGACCUGUGGCUCUGCCAUUUGAACAGACCAAAAAGCAAACAAGGAACUUCUGGUCUACGGCACACAUUGUAGCUGCAGUGCCCUAAAGGAGAGUUAGAACCCCCUGUGCGGAUGAGUCUGAAGUGAAAUAGACAAGGUCACCCAGAAUAACACCACACAGCCACAUGAUUUAUGGUGUUAAUAAAGCAACAAUAAUACAAAUUGCUUAUUUUGUCUGUAGUUACGCCAGUUGUACACUGACAGAAUUAUGUACAUUAUGUAAAGCAAACACAGGUAUCGUCUCUUGGUGGUAGGUACCCUCUUAGGAAUAGCCCAGUGAUAGUGCAUAGUUGUUUUCUAUUUUACGUAUGCUGGUUGACCGUUUCGCGGAGAAUUGCAAGUAAACAGCAUGUCAAUUUCCCACUUAUAAGCAGAGAUUACAGUUCUUUUCCCAGUCUUCCCAAGUGAUCCCCUCUAGAGUGUGGCUCUGUCAGGGUAAUAACCCUUCUGCCAGUUGUUAAAUAAUAACAAUCUUACAAUGUAAUUACUUCGGGCUGCAAGGGUUUCCACUUAUUUUACCAAAGCUACAGUUACCACCAUUACAUUUUACUUUAUUUAGAAUUUGCAGUAAAAGCACAUUGUUAUGGAAUUAUUGCUGUUUCCAACUGGCAAAUUCAUACUGGAAACCUUUGGUGUUAUGAAUGUCUUUUUUUUCUCCCCUGUGGUGAUCCACUGGUCCUGUAGUUAAGCCUAUGCAUUCAUGUAGUUAGGGUAUCUUUUUUCUUUUGAUGUGCUGUUUAUUUUAUCAUGUUUUGUCUCCAGCUUCAGUUGACAUCUCUUUUCUUAGACAUAGCCCUGACAAAUAUUUUAGUGAAGUUAUUAGUUGGUUAUAAAAUGUAGGCCUGUUGCAUUUCUCCCAGUGUUUGUCCACUGGCCAAUAAAGCGUGCAUAAACCAUG